UCCCUCUCGCCCUGGGGAGGAGCGGAGACCCUAAGGGAACAGAGAAUGCUGGGCGGAGGUAGGGCAGGACAGGAGGGGAUACACCGGGAGCCUCAACUUCUUAGGGGAUCCAGAGAUUGCGCUCUGCCCAGCGCCCCAAGAGGCCCUCCAGUCACAACCUGCUCGCUCUCGCGCUCUCCCUCCCUCUGCCUCUCUCAGAUGUCGGAGGCAGCAAGGCGAGGAGGGGGUCGCCCCGCAGGAGCCCUAUGUAAAUCCUGGUGUUGGGUGGGUGGGUCGGGAGUGGGGGAAGAGAAGAAGGGGAAAUAAACCUCUUUGGCUGGAGUAGGGUCCGGGUGAGCAGAUUUCCUUAUCCGGGAAUCGCAGGCGGGGUGGCCAUUGGCUCGGAAGAUCACGUGGUCCUCUAACUUUGUUCACUUGACAGUAAGUAGGAGGGCUUUCGGAAACAGGAAAACGAGUCAGGGGUCGGAAUAAAUUUUAGUAUAUUUUGUGGGCAAUUCCCAGAAAUUAAUGGCUAUGAGUUCUUUUUUGAUCAACUCAAACUAUGUCGACCCCAAGUUCCCUCCGUGCGAGGAAUAUUCACAGAGCGAUUACCUACCCAGCGACCACUCGCCCGGGUACUACGCCGGCGGCCAGAGGCGAGAGAGCAGCUUCCAGCCGGAGGCGGGCUUCGGGCGGCGGGCGGCAUGCACCGUGCAGCGCUACGCGGCCUGCCGAGACCCCGGGCCCCCGCCGCCUCCGCCACCACCCCCGCCGCCCCCGCCACCGCCUGGGCUGUCCCCUCGGGCUCCUGUGCCACCACCCGCCGGGGGCCUCCUCCCGGAGCCCGGCCAGCGCUGCGAGGCGGUCAGCAGCAGUCCCCCGCCGCCUCCCUGCGCCCAGAACCCCCUGCAUCCCAACCCGUCCCACUCCGCGUGCAAAGAGCCCGUCGUCUACCCCUGGAUGCGCAAAGUUCACGUGAGCACGGUAAAUCCCAAUUACGCCGGCGGGGAGCCCAAGCGCUCUCGGACCGCCUACACUCGCCAGCAGGUCUUGGAGCUGGAGAAGGAAUUUCACUACAACCGCUACCUGACGCGGCGCCGGAGGGUGGAGAUCGCCCACGCGCUCUGCCUGUCGGAGCGCCAGAUCAAGAUCUGGUUCCAGAACCGGCGCAUGAAGUGGAAAAAAGACCACAAGUUGCCCAACACCAAGAUACGCUCGGGUGGCACCGCAGGCACAGCCGCAGGGCCCCCUGGCCGGCCCAACGGAGGUCCCCCCGCACUUUAGGGUCCCCCAAGCAGGAGCCGCGAACCUGGGGAAACGGGGGUGGGCAGCGAGCGCAGAGGGGAAGGGUGCGGGGUGCGGGAGGGGGCCCCACCCUCGGGCUUGGGCCCGGAAAACCUAUCUCCCCUCCCCCACUUUAUCUAUAUAUGAAUAAACACAGAGAAGGAGGGAUAGGGGAGCUUUAUUUAUAGAAAUGACAAUAGGGAGCCGGGUGAGGCUCCCCAGAAGCAAGAUUCAAGUCUCUUGCUUUCUUCCUUUAAAAAAAAAAAAGAAAGAAAGAAAAAGGAAGAAGGAAGAAAGAAAAAGACAGAAAGAGAAAUAGGAGGAGGCUGCAGCUCCUCGUUUUCAGCUUUGGUGAAGAUGGAUCCACGUUUCAUCUUUAAUCACGCCAGGCCCGGGCCCAUCUGUCUUGUUUACUCUGCCGAGGAGAGGACGGGCCUCGGUGGCGACCAUUACCUCGACACUCGGCUAACAAAUGAGGCCCGGCUCGGCUGCCGCCGCCUUUGCUGCUGCCGCUGCUGGAAGACAGCCUGGAUUUUCUUUCUUUGUCCCCCACUCCUGACACCCAGCCGAAAGCACCCUCUGACUGCCAGAUAGCACAGUGUUUUGGCCACGGUAACAAACACACACACAACCUCCCUCACUCUGUGCUUAUUCAUGGGGGACAAUGACUGCUCCCCCCCUUCCACCAUGGGGCUGGAAGGGGAACAGAAGGAAGAGGGGUGGCCUUGACAACGCAGGAACGGGCAGGGAAACUGAGUCCGAGAAAAAGAAAAAAAUAGAGACCAGGACACCCCGGGAGGAGAGGGGAAGGCGAACCAUGCCUGACAGGGUGAGGUUCCAGUUGAGUUCUGUGAGCUGGGCAUGACCCUCUGGCCAGUCCAGAGGCCCUCUCUUAGACUGAAAAUGAAUGUGAAACUAGGAAAUAAAAAUGUCGUGGCCCUCCCACCCUGGGGGGGACAAUGUUGCAGAGCUCUCUCCCACCGUUUAUCAUGUUGCCUCCUUUAUUAUUAUUAUUAAUAUUAUUAUUACUAUUAUUUUAUGUCAUGUGUGUCUUCUGUUCUCUGACAUUCCAAACCAGGCCCCUUCCUACCUCUGGGGCUGCCUGAGUCUAGAAACUUUCAUUGGUGUGAAAAUUUGUGUCCUGUACAGAGUGACAAUAGAAAUAAAUGUCUGGUUUCUUGUGACCA
This is a messenger RNA of Castor canadensis (American beaver), 2450 nucleotides long. RefSeq names its product homeobox B4 (gene Hoxb4). Gene Ontology annotation, cellular component: nucleoplasm; nucleus. NCBI's taxonomy places the organism in Eukaryota, Metazoa, Chordata, Mammalia, Rodentia, Castoridae. The record is from RefSeq and is a predicted model, not a curated record. Gene Ontology annotation, biological process: positive regulation of transcription by RNA polymerase II; embryonic skeletal system morphogenesis; anterior/posterior pattern specification. Gene Ontology annotation, molecular function: DNA-binding transcription factor activity, RNA polymerase II-specific; RNA polymerase II cis-regulatory region sequence-specific DNA binding.